GCGGCCCGGCCGCCUGCCCAGCUCAGCCGCCGCGGUUGCCGUUGUGGCUGUCGCCGCCCGCUCCGCCCGACUGGUAUCGCUUGGGCCGCGGGCCGGCCCCCUGCUCGUAAGGGGCGGCAGGCCCUGCCUGGCGGUGGGCAGCAGCCCAGGAAGCGGGGGGAUAAGCGGGAGCCGUGGCACAGCAAGGUGUUACUAGAACCCCGCUCCCCUCCCGGGGUAGGAGGCGCCCCGGGCUCUAUUUAUGUCCCUGGCCGCGGCUGCACGUUGGAGGUGACCCAGCAAGAGGCCAGGCGGAGUAGGCCAGGCGCCGCGUAGGCUCAGGCAUCUGCUGAGGAAACUAUAACACCGUGAUACACAGGAGUUACGAGUUGAAUUGAAUUUUCUGGAAUGAAGUAGAUAAGCACCACAGAAAGGUCUAAUUAUUUUUAAGUAAUGACAGUUCAUUUCUCCUUAGACACAUAUUUGUUAUUUUUGAUUAACCCAAAAAGUCUUUGGUGGAAGCAAAGAAACAAAUACCUGCAUUUGUGUAGACCCAAAGUCUGCUGGAGGAUAAACCAUGCUGGUCACCUGAGAGUUUUUCAUACAAGCGAGCCUCGGUGUAAAUGGGUCAGAAGCAGAACAUUUUGGUACAACAAAUAUAUUUACACCUAUGACUUUUUAUACUACAGAGUUUCUAAACUUUUAACUUCUUCUUCCAAAGGACUUACAAAAGUGAGCAGUCGCAUGUCACGAAUUAGGAAUACUAUAGAAUCUGUUUCAAAGGCAGUAUCUGGCACUCACAGUGAACUGGUUUCACGGAUAGCUCGAUUAAAGUCACACUCUGGUACUCUUGAAAAAGCAAAUAAAAGUAAUGGAGUUGCAAAUAACAGUGCAAAUCUAGAAAAGGAUGAACAAGUUACAGAUGCUAGAUCUCAGAAGGAUUGCAACAGAGGCCCAAUUGCAAACGAAUCUGCUUGUGCAAAUGAAAACUCAGAGUCUGUGUUGCUGAGUUCAAGUGGCACUCAUCAAGACAUUCCAGAAGAUUCAGCAUCUACUAAGCCCCACCUUUUCCAUGCAAGCCGCUUUUCUACAAAUUUUGGAGAGACUUACAACUUUGUAGCUGAUCAUAUAAACUGGUACUUUAAUAAUAAUUUUCAUAUGGAUAAGGGGAAAAAAAGGAAUGCUUUAUUACAGGACUCUAAAAGUGAAGAGAGGAAUAAGCUUGAUUCAUCAGAAAGUACUGUAAUGAGUGAAGAAAAGACAGUGGAUUCAGCUGCUACAUUAGCUCCUGAAGCAGAGACUUUGAGUGCUGAGAAGUCAAAUACUGUACUUCCAGUUCCCACUAAGAAAAGUAUUGCGAACUUCCUUUCCUAUCCCAGUAACAGUGUACAAGCCUUUGUAGACAGUUACAUUGGUGGCUUGGUUCCCAAGUUAAGGUCUGAUACAAAAGUUGUUUCACAAGAAAAGAGUAAACAGCUGGAACAAGAAGUAUCUGAAAAAGAUGAGGAAGAUAAAGCAAAAGAGGCUAAAACUGCAGAAGAGAGGGAAAAGCAUAUCUCUCUUCAGAGAGAAAAGAUUAUUGCAAGAGUGAGUAUCGAUAAUAGGACUCGAGCUUUAGUUCAAGCCCUACGAAGAUCCUCCAAUCGAAGAGUCUGUAUCAACAGGGUUGAAGAACUGACCUAUCAUCUUCUAGAAUUUCCUGAGAGCAGAGGAGUUGCAAUUAAGGAAAAAUUAAUCCCAUGCCUACUGCGACUUCGACAGUCAAAUGACGAAAGUCUUCAGGCUGCUGUUAGAGAGACUUUAGCUAUAAUUGGAUAUACAGACCCUGUGAAGGGCUGGGGAAUAAGAGUCCUCACUAUUGAUGGAGGAGGAACAAGGGGCUUAGUUGCACUUCAGACCCUACGUAAACUGGAAGAACUAACUGGGAAGCCGGUUCAUCAACUUUUUGACUACAUUUGUGGUGUAAGCACAGGAGCUAUAUUAGCUUUUAUGUUGGGGUUGUUCCAUAUCUCUCUGGAUGACUGCGAGGAGCUGUAUCGCAAGUUGGGAUCAGAUGUUUUUAAGCAGAAUGUCAUUGUUGGAACAGUCAAAAUGGGUUGGAGCCAUGCUUUUUAUGACAGUGAUAUAUGGGAAAAAAUACUCAAAGAAAAAAUGGGCUCAAAUCUUAUGAUUGAGACUGCAAGGAAUUCCAAAUGUCCAAAAGUAGCUGCAGUAAGCACCAUAGUAAACAGAGGAACACCACUGAAGGCAUUUGUUUUCAGAAACUACAACCACCUUCCUAGUGUUAAGUCUCAUUAUAUUGGAGGCUGUCAGUAUAAGCUGUGGCAGGCCAUUAGAGCAUCAUCUGCUGCACCAGGCUACUUUCAGGAAUAUGUUUUGGGCAAUGAUCUUCAUCAGGAUGGAGGUCUCCUUCUGAAUAAUCCUUCUGCACUGGCAGUUCAUGAGUGCAAGUGUCUUUGGCCAAAUGUCCCAUUGCAGUGUCUUGUGUCCCUGGGCACUGGGAGAUACGAGAGCGAGGGAAAGACCAAUGUCACAUACACCAGUUUGAAAGCCAAGCUCACUAAUGUUAUCAACAGUGCAACUGAUACAGAAGAAGUUCACACCAUGCUGGAUGCUCUGUUACCUCCAGAUACUUACUUCAGAUUUAACCCUCUUAUGAAUGAAGAAAUUGCUCUGGAUGAGAGUCGCAAGGAGAAACUCAAUCAGCUGCAGACAGAUGGAAUUCGUUAUUUAGAACGAAAUGAAGAAAAACUGAGGAAAGCUGCAAAAACAUUAACACAACAAAAAACAGCUGUGCAGAGGCUUCAUGACUGGUUAAGAUUAAAGGCUGACAUGUAUGAGGGCCUUCCGUUUCUUUCUAAAUUGUGAAUCUGUAAUGCAUGAAAGAUCAUCAAUGUAAAUUUUGUUCCAGGAAGUCCAUUCAGUGCUGUAAAGGGAGAAUGUUUACUGGGGGUAAGUAGCAGCUCUGGAAACCUAUCUGAAUUCUGGAGAAAGCAAUUCAGAGUGGCUGUCUUGUGCACACUUACUUGAUACAAAAGUUUAUGGUGUUAAUUUUUUGACCCUUGUGAAUCUUGCUGUUGCUCUGCUUCAGUUUCUCAAAGUUGGUAAAACUGAAAAUUAUGAAAAAACUGUGCUACACAUUUUUGGAUGUAUGUACCAGAAUUAUGGUGGCAGUAAAACUAUCAACUACCAGGCUUACUAAAAAUUAACGAAAAAUAAAGUCCUCAUUCCCUUUAGUGUUGGCAAUAUACUUGUUAGGCUCUAAUGCAGCCAGUGAAAUUAACAGAAAUGUAACAUUCUUACAAAAACUUUGCCUGUGUUAAUUGCACUUUUACAUUUGGCAGGUAACAUUUAAAUUCUUUUUUAUUUUCAGUGGGUUUUGUACAUAGCAGUAUUGAGAUGUUUGAAUGACUAUAAAUGGUGUAUUAAAUUAUCAAAAUUAACUGGUAUUUCUAGGACUUGCUGCUUGUUCUUUCAUUAUGUGGUUCAUUCAUUAUGUGAAUCCCAAGCCCCGAAACCUCACUUGAGCAGCUAUUCCUGUUGCAGGAUAAAGGAAAUAAAAUGUUGAAAUUGUUUAUCAGUGAAAAGCUUGCUACAGAAUCUUCAGAUUUGGAUGCCAAAAUUCAGAUGUCUAGUCAAGAAGAAAGUUAGCAGUUGAUUUAUAAAAUAAUAAAUCAUGCUUUUUGUC
This is a messenger RNA of Calypte anna (Anna's hummingbird), 3667 nucleotides long. It is a transcript of the gene PNPLA8, whose product is annotated as patatin like phospholipase domain containing 8. The coding region runs from base 433 to 2847 and encodes 804 amino acids. NCBI's taxonomy places the organism in Eukaryota, Metazoa, Chordata, Aves, Apodiformes, Trochilidae. The record is from RefSeq and is a predicted model, not a curated record. The transcript has 11 exons. Gene Ontology annotation, biological process: arachidonate metabolic process. Gene Ontology annotation, cellular component: membrane.